Molecule: messenger RNA, 2284 nt
Organism: Penicillium brasilianum
Lineage: Eukaryota; Fungi; Ascomycota; Eurotiomycetes; Eurotiales; Aspergillaceae
Source: the annotation of a GenBank genome assembly
CUCCGACAGACUACUCCGUAGUACUAGUUGUCACACUACUUUGAAACCAAGACCCAUAUACAACCGUCACGGAUGACACUAAUUACACGGUCAGACUGACUGAGGCCCAGCAUGCACGGAAUAAGUCUCCUCUCAGGCCGACUCCGAAUGCCCCUCUAACGUGUCGGCUCUCUCAAGUGGAGAUUGAUAGAGCAAACCCGGCGGCGAUGGAGUAUAACAGGAAGCGAAGAACGAAAGACCACGCGACACCUGCUCAUCGCUAUAUCCAAUUCAACCUAUGAAAUCCUCCUACUGACACUCACUAACAACUUAGUCUAGCCUUACCAAUCGAGCCAAUUGACUAGCCACGAGUCCGCAGUUGAUCAGCUCCACUCUUUUCCCCGACGUCGGACACUCUUUUUUUCUGUUCCCGCGCCAAGACCCGCAAUUCGAGUCAUACGGCCCCUCCAUACAAUUCACAGCAACUCCGACAGCAGCAAAAGGCACGGUAACCACUUCCCCUCCUCAAUUGCACCAAUCUUGCUAGGUACCAACGGGUCAUUGUAUCAUUGGAGGCUUCUGAUUCGCAAUUAAUACCCUCUGCCCACCAUGGCCUCCUCUUUCGUGAUCAGAACCCCUUGCUCCUCCGCCAACAUUGGCCCCGGCUUCGACGUGAUCGGCCUGGCCCUGUCCCUCCAUCUCGACAUCCACGUCACCGUCGACCCCUCCAAGGGCUCCUCCACACUCCCGCUCAACUGCGCUAUCACCUACGAGGACCAGAGCAAGUCCACCGAGAUAAUUAGUCUCGAUCCCGAGGUCAACCUGAUCACCCGUGUCGCCCUCUAUGUCCUCCGCUGCCAUAACCAGCGCGCUUUCCCCGUCGAGACCUCCGUGCACAUCGUCAAUCCUAUCCCGCUGGGUCGGGGUCUGGGAUCGUCGGGCACGGCUGUCGUUGCCGGUGUAAUGCUGGCGAACGAGGUCGGUAAGCUGGGAUUGAGCAAGGACCGCCUGCUCGAUUACUGCUUGAUGAUUGAGCGCCACCCCGAUAACGUUGCUGCGUCUCUGUUCGGUGGCUUCGUUGGCACGUACCUGAACGAGCUGAAGCCCGAGGAUGUUGCGCGCAUAGAGAUCCCUCUCAGUGAGGUCCUGCCCGCGCCCGCGGGAGGUAUUGAUACCGGUUUCCAGCCCCCAGAGCCCCCACUGGGCAUUGGUCACUACCGCAAGUUCAACUGGGCUCCGGAGAUCAAGGCGAUUGCGAUUAUUCCGGACUUUGUGGUGCCGACUGCCAAUGCUCGUAAUGUGCUCCCCAAGACCUACACCAGGGCCGACGUGGUCUUCAACCUCCAACGCGCUGCCCUCCUCCCCGCUGCCCUGGGUAGCUCUCCACCAGACCCGGACAUGAUCUACCUCGCCAUGCAGGACAAAGUGCACCAGCCAUACCGCAAGACCCUCAUCCCAGGUCUGACCGAAAUCCUGCAAUCAAUGACCCCGACCACCCAGCCCGGUCUUCUGGGUAUUUGCUUGUCCGGCGCUGGACCUACCAUCCUAGCCUUGGCCACGGAUCGCUUCGACGAGAUUGCUGACCGCAUCAUCGCCCACUUCGCCACUAACAAUAUCACUUGCCAGUGGAAGCUGCUCGAGCCUGCCCAGGACGGUGCCACCGUCUCUGCGAAAUAGAGCUGUUCCGAGCGGAUGCUACCUAUUCUUGCCAGCGUCACAGGGUCGAUCGCCUCACUGUAAGUGGCUCGCGAUUUUUGUAUGACGUGCGUGCGCGCUGCCGUACGUGUAGAUCUUUAUACGACGGUGAGCCGGGGGCCACGAUUGCUUGGUUCUCCUUGGAUCGAUCCGGGGGGUGAAUGCAUGAGUCACGGACUUCGAAGCAACUCUCGAAUAGCAAGUGCAUGAGUUGGUCGGCACGAGCGCAUUCAGUCCCACUUCCUUCCCGAGCCAUGUGUCAGGAUGCAAGAUGGGAUGGUUUUCGUUCACCGCUGCUUCUGCUUCUGCGCUUCUCCCGCGUCAUGCAUGGCAUUUGCUUGUGGGUAGGGAAGGUCGUUUAUUUUCUACUCAUUUCUUUUAUUGUUUUCAAUUUAGCCUGGAAAAGUCACCUUUGUGACUGGUUUGUGGGAGGCUGAGCUUUGAGCUUUUGGAUAUUGGUCGUUUCGUUAUCAGUGGUCGCUUACCCUGAAGUAUGGACCGGGUUCCAUAGAGAUAGACAUUUGGAGUACAUAGAUGAAUCAUGAGCAACGCGUCACCUUUUUUCUGCGAAACAGUCUUCAGGUAGACUAAGCCAAGCAUUAAUUUCCAG